AUGUGUGAGCAGGGGGAUAACGAUGAUACUGGAUCGUAUCAUCUUCUUUAUCCCGACUAUUAUCUUGAGAUUGCCAAGGGUGGGCAUCUCACAGCUCAGGCUGGCUACUAUGCACUACCCAUUAUUAUGGGCCUAAUCGCGCUCGGUAGGAACCUGGGCACAUCGGUCGACGUCUCUGACCCUACGAAGGGCGUGAUUGGUGAUGAUAUUCCGCAGAUGACUAUGGUGACUGUGGACCUAAUCUUUCCGUCCCGGUUGCAGGAGCGUUACAAAGUUGGGUUUGAGCGGAUGGUAUGUUGA
Aspergillus melleus is the source of this 300-nucleotide messenger RNA. RefSeq lists its product as uncharacterized. The coding region runs from base 1 to 300 and encodes 99 amino acids. The record is from RefSeq and is a predicted model, not a curated record. The transcript has 2 exons. Lineage: Eukaryota; Fungi; Ascomycota; Eurotiomycetes; Eurotiales; Aspergillaceae.